Saprolegnia diclina VS20 is the source of this 360-nucleotide messenger RNA. RefSeq lists its product as hypothetical. The coding region runs from base 1 to 360 and encodes 119 amino acids. The record is from RefSeq and is a predicted model, not a curated record. NCBI's taxonomy places the organism in Eukaryota, Oomycota, Saprolegniomycetes, Saprolegniales, Saprolegniaceae. The transcript has 2 exons.
AUGGACAAGGCGUCGAUCCAGUACGCGUGCAUUCCCGCGCAGUACCUCGGAACCGGCGCUGUCGAGACGGCCAAUUGCGUCCAAGCAGACAAGUUCAAGCGGCGGCUUCAUCGCGACAGCAUGCACCACGCGGAUUACUAUGGCCGGCAUGUGAACUGCUACAUGAUGACGUGCCUCUUUGCCAUGUACGCUUCGUUGAGCGACGCUACGUGGGUGUCGUACGUUCAAGUGGGCGUGCUGCUCAUCGUGCUCGUGCACGCAGCGUGCGGCGCCCUCCACGGGUUCGCACAAAAACGAGCCGCGUACCAGUGGGAGCAGUGCCGUGUCAUGAACUCUGGACAAAAAAGCAAGACGCUGUGA